GCAACAGAUUUGCAUGAAGCUGAAGUGCUUGCGCAACGCUCACAACGGGAAUAGCCCAGCGAACGUGAGACCAUGUUGCGUCGCGGCGGCAGCUUCGCGCCCCUGGCCACGGCUCUGGGUAGAACGCACCACGUGCGCUGCAUGCAGAGCCACCAUUCUACCUCUGAACUCUACGAGACGCCCAUUCCCAUGGACCAGGUGCGCGAGAUCGCCGACACGGAGCCCACGCCUCUGUCUUUGCAGCAGAUGCGAUCGUUUGCCGAUGGUGGCGCCAAGCUGCACAUUGUAUCGGCCAAGUUCCUGCACAAGGAGCUGCAGUCUCGCUUCGCUCGGUAAGAAGACCAUGACCCUUUCACCAAAAUCAUGAUUAUUGCCGUGUAUUGCGCGCUUUCCAUCUGUUAUGCAGUUUAUAGUAGCUCUUACCGUGUUUUUUGUGGAUGUUUAGUGCUAUUGUGGAGCUCUCGGAGCUACCACUGGGGCUGAGCGACACUGCGUCCAUCCGUCAAGCCAUCGACGUCUACCGACGAGAACUGCAGUGGAUCAACUCUACAAAACCACCAGCCACUGUCGCGGAGGACCGAUUGUUCACAGACACGCUGCGUCAAGCCAAGGCACGCGGCUCCAACUUGGUGCCGCUGAUCUGUUAUGGUCUUCAACAACUCAAGGCUACGGAUCUCGGACACAGUGCCUUGCAAAUUGAGAGCGCGCAGGAGGACAUCAAGAGCCGACUGGACAAGUUUUUCCUGGGGCGUAUCGGCAUCCGCAUGCUCAUUGGUCAGCACGUGGAGUCACUCGAGCACCCAGGAGGACGUGUUCAUCUUAUAAACGUCGAGGAAAUCGUGCGUGAGGCAUGCGAUCGAGCCACAAAUUUGUGUGUCCAGUACUGCGGUGAGGCUCCGCCAGUGGAGAUCCACGCGACAGCAAGUGCUAGUACACCGUUGAUGUAUGUGCGGUCACAUCUGCACCACAUGGUCUUCGAGCUCGUGAAGAAUGCCAUGCGUGCGACGGUAGAGUACCACAAAAAGAGGAUUGGCAAAGCCCCAGGUGAACUCAACCAUUUCAAGCAAGUAAUGAACCCGGACAGUCCGUCCUUGGGAUUCUUCCUUCCUUCGGUUGAAGACGUUUCUGGUGUCAAGAUAUUCCCUGACGUUAGUAAAUACAAGCUUGGAGGAGAACUACCGCCAGUGGAAAUCGUAAUUUGCGUGGGCAGUGAGGAUCUGACCAUCAAGGUCAGUGACGAGGGCGGAGGUAUUCCACGCAGUCGCUGGAAUAAGUUGUGGCACUACGACUACACCACAAGCGCUCCUUGCCCACCUAUCGACUCCAAUGCAGCCUACAGGCAACACUUUAGUGGAGGUGGCUAUGGACUGCCGAUGGCAAGGUUAUUUGCACGCUAUUUCGGAGGUGAAAUCACUUUUAGCUCGCUCGAGGGCUCCGGGUCGACUGGGUUCAUUCAGGCUCAUCGCCUUGGAACCAACACAGAAGUCGUCCCUGGUCAUGCGUCCUUCAACCUCCCGCCACUCUAUUCGUAAUUUAGACGCCAAAUAAUGCUUAACAUACGUAUUGGCAUUGUGCAUGAAGCAUUGCUAACAAGUCAGGAUAUAGUAGCGGGUAGUGUCAACGUGGUAGUAGAUUUCACUUUUUACACAGCGUGGUCCUUGAUCGGGUCCCAUGCCGUCACAAAGUACGCGUCCAAGCC
Messenger RNA from Phytophthora nicotianae INRA-310, 1699 nucleotides. RefSeq lists its product as hypothetical. Gene Ontology annotation, molecular function: pyruvate dehydrogenase (acetyl-transferring) kinase activity. Lineage: Eukaryota; Oomycota; Peronosporomycetes; Peronosporales; Peronosporaceae. The transcript has 5 exons. The record is from RefSeq and is a predicted model, not a curated record. Gene Ontology annotation, cellular component: mitochondrion. Gene Ontology annotation, biological process: regulation of glucose metabolic process; protein phosphorylation. The coding region runs from base 438 to 1532 and encodes 364 amino acids.